AGGAGAUCCUGGCUGCAAUCUUGAUGAAAGGAUCGCCAGGAGGGAGCUGUGAUGUCUGAACAAGAUUGCAGCUGAAGGUGAAGGAACGAGCGAGAGCAAGAGAGCGGACAGGCAUGAUCCGUGGUUUGCACGUUCCUAUACACCAGGGGGAGGAAGAGUGUCCUGUUUAAACUGAAGACCUGCAGUCUCUGAGUUAGCUGCAAGUACUUCAUCUUUUGUAGAAGAUGCUGAGUGAUAAGGCACUGUCGGAUGUCAAGGGAGAUCUUUACAAGGACCUUGCGUUUCCGGCUAAUGACGACUCCCUCUUUUUUAACUACUCAACUCCACUGGCUCAUUUCCGAGGGGAGAUUUGCUGGCUGAGACCUCAGGAGAUUUGUUCGACACCUCGCUUAUUUUCAGAUAAUCAGUAUGAGUGGCAAGUCAAGCAAGGGAUGCUGGGGGAUUGCUGGUUCCUCUGCGCUUGUGCGGCUUUACAGAAGAGUAAAUACCUGUUGGCCAAGGUGAUCCCUCCGGGUCAACCCAGCUGGAGAGACGAGAAAUACAGAGGCGGUUUCACUUGCCGGGUUUGGCAGUUUGGACACUGGGUGGAGGUCACCAUAGAUGACCGCUUGCCUUGCCUUGCCGGCAAACUCUGCUUCUCCCAGUGCCAGACCGAAGAUGUCUUUUGGCUCCCGCUGCUGGAAAAAGCCUAUGCCAAGGUGCAUGGAUCUUACGAGCAGCUCUGGGCAGGCCAGGUUGCAGACGCUCUCGUGGACCUGACUGGUGGCCUAGCGGAAAGGUGGGCCUUAAAAGACCUGGGCCGAAGCACGGAAAGGGAACGGGCCAGCAAAGUUCUGGAGAAGGCCGUAUUUAGGCGGCUGAUGAACCUGAAGGAGAAAUGCGUGAUGAGCUGCUCCGUCUUCAGCUCACGGCAAGGAACCAGCGAACUGGGGGAAUUCCACGCCUUCAUCGUGGUCGACAUGCAGGACCUUUCCAAAGUGUCCAUGAAGGAGAUUGUCCUGCUGAGGAUACGCAACCCCUGGGGGAGACGCUGCUGGAAGGGGCCUUGGAGGGAGGGGGGCCCAGGGUGGAGCCAACUGGAUCCGGUGGUUGCCGCAGAACUCUUGUCCCAGAUACAGGAAGGAGAAUUUUGGGUUGAGGAGGAGGAAUUUUUCGCAGAAUUUGACGAAAUCAUAACGGGGUACCCAAUUACUGAAGAAGGGCAGCUUCAGAGCCUCUACACUGACAAAGUCCUGAGCCAUACCCAGAAACUGUACGGGUCGUGGGUGAGGGGGCAGUCGGCAGGGGGUUGCCGGAACAACAGCACUUUCCCCACGAACCCCAAGUUCUGGCUGAGGGUCUGUGAGCAGAGCGAGGUGUGCAUCGCCCUCCUGCAGAAACACCGGAAGUACGGCACCGAUUGGGCGGGGAGAAUCCGGAACUGGCCCCGCUUAGCGGAAGCAGAUCCGACUUUGACGGAUGGCCUCCGAGGGAAGAACUACCAUGCUGUGGGACUGCAUAUAUGGAAGGUAGAGAAGAAACAGUUCAAUCUUCCGAAGACGCUCUGUGCACCCCCGAUUUCGGGCACUGUUUGUCAUUCCUACAAUCGGGAGGUGCACCUGCAAUGCGACCUUUCUCCUGGGUAUUACCUUGUCGUCCCCAGCACCUUUCUGAACGAUGCUGAGGGAAACUUCCUGCUCCGAGUCUUCUCCAGUGGAAGAAUCUCCCUCAGUGAGAUCAAACUGCCGCCGCCUGAUAACACCGUCCGUGAAGAGCUCCCAGGGGGCGAAUGGGAGACAGCCCAGCUGGAAGGGUGCUGGAGAAAAGGGCAGAGUGCAGGGGGCAGCCGGAAUUUCCCCUCCUUCCACACCAAUCCCUGUUUCCCCCUGUCUGUUCCGGCAGGCGUGGGACAGAGCAGCAUCAAGGUCGCCCUCCGCCAGCACUGCCCAGAUAACAAGUGCCGCCCGAUAGGGUUUCACAUCUUCCAGGUCCCCAGUGAUAACAACAAUGUGAAAAUGCCUUCAGCUUCUUUCCUGCACAUGGAGCCGCUGGUGAGCUGCGUUCCUCAUUGCUACUCCCAGGAAGUAAGCCAGCUGUGCCGACUAUCUUCAGGAAAUUACGCCGUCGUUCCCUCGACAUACUUGCCUGAUACGGAAGGCAGCUUCACGGUGAUCGUAGCAACCAAAAUAGACAGAAAAAGCAUUCGGAGCAAGGAGACUUUGGGGCAGAGGCUGCAGGAGGUCUCCUUUAAAGCUGUGAUGAAAAUGUAAUUCGAAACGGGCACUUCCAAGCCAGGAGGAAGCUGUAGGGAGCCUGGGAAAAUGCAACGCUGUUUUCAGCUUGAACUGAAAUGAUUCGAACGUCCGUCAGGCCCAGUGUUUCCUUUGAGCACAGUAGCGUCCGGCCGCUCUUAUCCAACCUCACUGUCAAAACAAACGGACGAAAUUCCCAAAUCAAAUCCUUCCUCUGUUUUUCUAAGAAUGCGCCUGUAGGACCUUCAACCUGUAUGGAGACCUUUUGCAGUAUUUCAUGGACUUUGCUCUGUAGGUUCUUCUUUAUCUCCCCUUAUCACUCAACCUGCCUAUAAAUAUCAUUGUGCUGUA
This is a messenger RNA of Elgaria multicarinata webbii, 2582 nucleotides long. RefSeq names its product calpain 10 (gene CAPN10). Gene Ontology annotation, cellular component: cytoplasm. Lineage: Eukaryota; Metazoa; Chordata; Lepidosauria; Squamata; Anguidae. The transcript is spliced from 14 exons. Gene Ontology annotation, biological process: proteolysis. The record is from RefSeq and is a predicted model, not a curated record. Bases 225 to 2249 code for a protein of 674 amino acids. Gene Ontology annotation, molecular function: calcium-dependent cysteine-type endopeptidase activity.